Phaeodactylum tricornutum CCAP 1055/1 is the source of this 2091-nucleotide messenger RNA. RefSeq lists its product with no specific name. The transcript has 2 exons. Bases 221 to 1969 code for a protein of 582 amino acids. NCBI's taxonomy places the organism in Eukaryota, Bacillariophyta, Bacillariophyceae, Surirellales, Neidiaceae. The record is from RefSeq and is a predicted model, not a curated record.
CAUCAGGAAGUGGUUGGAUUUUGUGAGUUGAUGAGACUUUCAUGAAGCGUUCGCGAGCAUUUUAGGAAUAUACGUGGAUUCAUAAUUCUCAUUGCGGAGAUAAUUUGGUUUCGAGAGAAAGCAACCACCAUAUGCAGAGAGUGCAGGCCGGAAUUACCAUGGCAUUGGCAUAAUAGUCUCAUUGCUCUUUUGAUCGCUUCAAGCGUCUGCCAAUUUAAGAAUGUGGAAUUCCUUACGGAGCGACUUUUCCGAGUUCGUGUCGACCGUCAAGGAAGAUACAUCUCAUGUGCUGUCGAGCAUGGACGAUCGCUUGGAAGAAGACGACAUAACCCCGGAACAAGAAGAGUGUUUACGCCGUAUGCUCAAUACGGAAACAUACACCACACCCCUCCCUACGAAAGCAGACAAUGAAGAACAAGACGACGAGUUAGAUGCGGAAGAAGCGAAGCAAGUUGCGGCUUUUCUCGAAACCUUUUCGAUUGAGGCCCGGACUGAUGAAAUUGGCAAGCUUCUGGAACUCUACCCCGAUUCCUUGAAAGUACAGUUUGAAACGCUCGUCCCCACCGACGUGCCUUACAACGACUUUUGGGAGCGCCACUUUUAUCGCUGCGACGAGGAGCGCAUCCGUGAUACGUGGGAGGCAGAGGAGCAAAGGGAGAUGGAACAACGUCAACGAGCCGUCUCUCAAACUAUUGGAUCAGUCACUGGAUUUUUGGGUGGUGCGGUCAAGAAUUUGACCGCCACUCUAUCUGAGGACAACCAAGACCGGCCGUUUCCAAGAUUGACGAGCAUGACAAAAAAUCAAGCGGAAAAGGCGGGCUUGUUUGGUUCGCGUCCGCCCUUUGUUCGCAAUACUGCUGUGGAUGAGAGCGUUGACGAAGAUGACGAGGACGAAGAAGAAGAACUUGGAUGGGACGACGAAGAUGACGAUUUGGACGAGUCUUUUGAUCGGGAUGAAGUCGAAGACGAAGACGAUGACGAAGGGGACGACGAACAAAUUGAAUUCAACGAUGCCGCCACUGAAAAGUUGCAGGAGCAACUCAAACAAGCUCUAGAAGAACGCGACCAGCUGCACGCCACUGUGGAGAUGCAGUCCCAAGAAAUUGCCACCCUCAAACAGACAUCGCCUGACCUUCAGCCCGAUGAAGCCGCGCAUGAGCUCAUAAAAACGCUCAAAAUGCAGCUUUUUGAAAAAGACUCCGAAUUGGCUGCGUUACGUUCUAGCAUGUUGGAUGAUUCGCGUGUGCAACCUAAUACAGCCGGAGAAAACAGCGAUAACGAAAUGGUUGCAAAGUUGGAAAAAAAAAUUGCGGACAUGAGCGAGGCAGCGUGCGCUAAUGAGAAAGAAAUGGCAGCACUCCAAGCAGCACUUGAGUCGGUUCGUGGUGAGCUUGCGCAGGCCCGAGGACAGGCGGAACAGAAACAGGAAGCUUUGGAGACGACAUUGGCUGAGUCGAGUUUGUUACAAUCGAAGUUGGAAUCCUUGGAGACGAUGAGAUCCGAAUCGGUCGAGGCGGGUAUCAAAGAAGCAUCGUUUAAAAACGAAAUGGAGACUCUUCGAAGUGAACAUGCUGCUAUGGUUGAGUCCUUGGCUUUGUCACAGUCUGAGCUCACCACAAAAGAAAACUUUUGGAAAGACGAACUUGCGUUGGUAAAGGCAAGGAUGGAAACUCGCGAAUCUGAGCUCGACGCUGCGAAGCAAGAAAUUGAGUUAUUGAGAGAACGAGCGCUUGGAUUGGAAACAAGCUUGAAGAAAGCCAAGGAGCAGCCAGAAGCUACCGAAAUGCAGGUACAUAAAGAGGAAGAACACAACACCGAACCUGAAGAUGAAGUUGCGGCUGAAUUGAGUGUGGACUCUCCAGAUACUGUGUCAACGGGCGUCAAAGUGGAUACCCCAGCGGCUGUGGAGAAACUCCAAGUUGCCUCGGGCGACAACGAAGACGGUGAUGAAUGGGACGACGAUUGGUAAGCAUCAAGCGAGGAGGCUCCCUUCAUACCACUUUUUUUCGCUGUCCUUCUAUAGAUGCAUACAAUUGAAUUUAUUUCGAAAUAUAUAAAUUAUGAAGAUUCGUAACGUUCCAUCUUGCGCAG